AUGCAACAUUAUACAUCAGAAUCCUGGAUUGAUAUUCAAUCAGAAGAAAAACAAACUCUAACUCCAGAAACAACUACGAGUUCAUUCGCCGAUCGAGAUCUUUUGUCCAGUAUGCACAUCAAUGAAAACUUAUUAUUAGAAGCACAAAAGGAAUCAUCACGUGUUGGCUCGAAAAGUUCACAUAGUGAUAGCUCAUCACCGAAGAGUCCGAAGAGUCCAAUUCAAACGGAUGAAAAUGUCGCUAACUGGAUGUUAUAUUGGUCGCGUGUUGAAUCUGAACCACCAAAAGAAUGGAAAUUUCUUCAUCCGAUCAAUCGAAGCGUCCGUGAUCAAUUACUCGACGAAGACGAAGAAGAACGCGCAGCCGAAGAGGCAGCCAAAGCUUUAAUCGAAAAAAAACGUAUGCGUUAUGUUCUCUUAAGCAAUUGUGCCAGUUUUCUUCUUGGCAUGGGAAUUAUGUACUUAUGUUUACGUCGCUAUCUUCGUAUGAAAACACCCUACUUCUAUACAUUGGAUUAA
Messenger RNA from Adineta ricciae, 519 nucleotides. Lineage: Eukaryota; Metazoa; Rotifera; Eurotatoria; Adinetida; Adinetidae. The record is from the annotation of a GenBank genome assembly.